UCAAAAUGCCAGUUCAUACUCCAUCCUACUUGGACUUACUAAACUUCGAUUGAAACCCCCGUAGACGCCAACAAACGAAGAAAAUUCUCUCCAUUUCAUCUGCAAUUCACAGUCCGGAGCCCAAUUCUAGUCAGGAAUUGGGAAUAAUUUCGAUGGGGAAAGGCGGUGGCUGCGUCCCGAGCAAGAAGAAACAACCCUCAGGAGCUUCCAAGGACCCCCAACACAGCACCAGCAACGCCCCGAUCCCUCACGAUGACCGUUCCGAUGCAGCGAAUGCUGCCACUGAUUCAGCAGCUACGCCAACGGUAAUUUCGAAAUUGAAGAUAUUUAUCGUGUUCUACUCGAUGUACGGUCACGUGGAAAGCCUGGCCAGGAGGAUGAAGAAAGGCGUGGACGGCGUGGACGGGAUUGAGGCAGUGCUGUACCGUGUUCCGGAGACGCUUUCAAGCGAGGUCCUGGAGCAAAUGAAGGCUCCGCCUAAGGACUCUGCGAUUCCGGAGAUUACGGCGGCAGAGCUGGUGGAGGCUGACGGUGUCCUGUUUGGGUUCCCGACAAGGUAUGGGUGCAUGGCGGGACAGAUGAAGGCGUUUUUCGACUCCACUGGGCAGCUGUGGAAGGAGCAGAAGCUGGCCGGAAAGCCGGCUGGGUUCUUUGUCAGUACUGGCACGCAAGGAGGUGGCCAAGAGACCACUGCUUGGACAGCAAUCACCCAGUUGGCUCAUCAUGGAAUGCUAUUUGUUCCCAUUGGCUACACCUUUGGUGCUGGUAUGUUUAAGAUGGACUCCAUAAGAGGGGGAUCUCCGUAUGGUGCUGGUGUUUUUGCUGGUGAUGGCUUGAGAGAGGCAAGUGAAACAGAGCUGUCAUUGGCAGAACAUCAGGGCCAAUAUAUGGCUGCAGUUGUGAAGAGGCUAGCCCAGCAGCCUUGAUGAUGUGUUCCUGAUCUUCAAAAUACACCUUUCAUGCCUCUCUAUUUGUUCUCUAUGUUUUGUGAUUGGUCUUGGGCAUUUCAUCUGUUGCUGUCGAAUAUGAAGAAUAUUUCCGUCUGAAAUACUGUUCAUUCUUUUUUUCAUUUUUUCUUCAGUCGAUUCUGAUUGCAAAAGAUGUACGUGAUUGAAAUCCUUCUAAAUCGUGAAAUAAGAUGAUAAUAUGAGUUUGUUUUCUUUGUCA
Tripterygium wilfordii is the source of this 1167-nucleotide messenger RNA. Its product is annotated as probable NAD(P)H dehydrogenase (quinone) FQR1-like 2. The record is from RefSeq and is a predicted model, not a curated record. NCBI's taxonomy places the organism in Eukaryota, Viridiplantae, Streptophyta, Magnoliopsida, Celastrales, Celastraceae. The coding region runs from base 153 to 926 and encodes 257 amino acids. The transcript is spliced from 2 exons. Gene Ontology annotation, molecular function: NAD(P)H dehydrogenase (quinone) activity; FMN binding.